AGCCCUCCCGGAAGAUUAGAAAACCAGUUUUAUGUGAAAGUUCGCAGGGUGAAAGGACAUUUUCUACCGAGAACCAGACGCUGCUAAAGCUUUGACUUUCUUCCAGUUUGAGACAUUUGUAGGACGAUCUGCUGGAGUUGCAGCUGAGGUGUUUAAAUACAGUUUCCUUAAGGAUGAAACGGGGAGGUGAAACCACCACGAAACCGUCCGGAACUCCGGGUUCCUCCACGACCAACACCGCAGAGCAAUCAAAGAAAAUGAGGGUCAUUUACGUCGUGUACAUAAUUGUUUCUUUGGAUAUAACCUGGAUGUUUUUACAGUUCUCUGUUACCCCAUAUUUAGCAAAGAAACUUGGAUUUGACACGUUGUGGUUUGGGUAUUUGCAAACUACAGUCGGGUUGAUUCAGCUAAUUGGAGGCCCUAUGUUUGGGAGAUUCGGGGAUCUCUUCGGGGCCCGUGCGGCUUUGUCUCUGGCUUGUGCAGCAACCACAGUUUCCUUUCUGCUUCUGGCUGUCGCUAACCAUCCCGUCCUGCUGUUCGUCCACAAACUACCUACAGUAUUUAUGCAUGUCUUGCCUGCAUGCCAGAUGGUUGUUACAGACCUCUCAGAGCCAGAGAAACGAGCCGAAGCUUUGUCCAAACUGGGUCUGUGUUUUGGUAUCGGGAUGAUCGCUGGAUCCACAUUGGGAGGAAACAUAAGCACGCGCUACGGGGAGACGUUUGCAGCCUGUGUUGGUGCUGCAGGAAGUGCCUUCAGUUUGCUGCUGGUUUUAAACUUCAUACCAAAGUCUACUAAAUCUGAGGCCUCUAGAAGCACCACUAAAUCUGAGAACCAAAACAAGAAGGUGUUCAGUUUGGGAGAGAUCACAAGACUGAUGAAGUUUCCAGGUGUAACGAGGAUUUUUCUGAUCAAAAUCAUCGCAGGUUUGCCAUCAGGCAUAUUUCAGGUGAUGUUCUCCAUCAUUGCAAUGGAUUUCUUCAAGCUCGAAGCUCAGCAGAAUGGCUACCUGAUGGCGUACUUCGGCAUCGUUCAAAUGGUUGUUCAGGGAGGAGUGAUCGGUAGACUCACGUCCAGAUUUCCUGAGAAAUCUCUUCUUCUUCUGUCCAUUGGAGUUAGUGCAGGUGUGGGUCUGGCUCAGGCCUACAUGCAGACAGUUUUCCAGCUCUGCCUCACCGUCACUCCGUGGAUCUUUUCUCUCUGCCUUUUUAACGUCACCACCGACAGCAUGCUCACCAAAAGCGUCCCGUCCUCUGACACAGGAACGAUGCUGGGUCUGUGCGCCUCCGUUCAGUCGCUGGUCCGGACAAUCGGACCGACCAUCGGCGGUUUCCUGUACAUGAACUACGGCCUCGCCUCCAUAGGUCUAAUUGAGUUUUUUGUGAAUAUCGUCGUAUGUGUUUACCUGCUAUAUCGGCAACUCAGCAAAACUGAGAGGCAGAAAGAAUGAACAGGCAAUUUUAUUUUCAUAUUCUAUAUUUUUAUAGAACUACAAAACAGAAAUGUUUAGUCAUCGUUUGCAACGUGUUGUUCAAGUAGAAACCACUAGAUGGCAGCAAAAUAUCCGGAUUAUUCAAAGAUGUUUCUGUUGAUCAGUGAUUUUAUUUUCAUUCUCUGCUUUUUUAAAAUUAUGAUUUUAUGUAUAAACAAAGGAUUCCAACUUUUAAACUUUUAGAUUUUCAAAAAAAGUCUUAUAUUUUAAAAAUAAUUCUAUUUGUUUUGUGGGCUUUAGUGUCCCUUAUUUGAAAGUAGGCUGAUAGGAAGGAGGAAGGGGAAGACAUGCGGCAAAUGUCAGUUGGGUCCGGGAAUCGAACCUGCGACGGCCGCGUCGAGGACCUAAGGCCUCCAAAUGUGGGUUGCGCUAUCUCCUACGCCACCACAGCAUGCCAAAAAUAAUUAUAUUUUAAUGCAGUAUUGUAUUGCACAAUUAUAACUUCAAACUAUAAGAAGUGAUGUUUGUAGCAUUUCUUGGUUUCUGUAAAUGUCCGUUUAAAAAACACUUUUUAAGCACUGAAGCAGUGUGGUUAUUUUUGGAUUUAUGCUUUAUAAAGAUCAAGGAUAGUUCUGAUUAUUUUAAAGGUUUCUGUAAACUGUCUAAGCACAGUAAAUUUACUUCUGAGAAAUAUAAUCGCUUCAACUUUCUAUUGGUAAACGAACAGGGCUGAAACAAUUAAUU
Gambusia affinis (western mosquitofish) is the source of this 2174-nucleotide messenger RNA. RefSeq names its product solute carrier family 22 member 18 (gene slc67a1). The transcript has 10 exons. Gene Ontology annotation, molecular function: transmembrane transporter activity. The coding region runs from base 174 to 1448 and encodes 424 amino acids. NCBI's taxonomy places the organism in Eukaryota, Metazoa, Chordata, Actinopteri, Cyprinodontiformes, Poeciliidae. Gene Ontology annotation, biological process: transmembrane transport. The record is from RefSeq and is a predicted model, not a curated record.